ACACUUCGUGGUAGUGUUGUCCCAGGUUGCACCUGGAGGUGGGGGCGCAUGCUCCAUGCGAUGUAAACACUUGGUAGGCCGCCGCCGUCUGUCUGGGCUCUGCAGACAUUUGUGUACACGUAUUAUACGCCUGCAUGGGCUGGACCGAGGAGUCCAUGGGAACAAGCUAACUUAACGCUGGCUAGCGUUCAACUGGAAACCUAGCUAGGCUAUCUUGGUUAAUAUAGCUAAUGUACUUGGGCAAAGCGUUUGAAAACCAGUCUUUUUCUCACUACAGUAGGACUAUACUUUCGUGCAUGGGAAGCAGGCGACGUUUGCUCCGGCUGGCUAAAAACGGUUCAAGGUGGCGACUGACAAAGUUGCUGGUAAGCUGAGUUCUACUCUCUCAUGGGUGAAGAACUCGGUGUCCCACACGGUCAGUCAGAUGGCUAGCCAGGUGGCCCCGCCCACGUCCCUGCAGACCACUGCUACCUCUUCCUCUACGUCUUUGUCUUCGCCUGCCCUCUCACCGUCGUCCUCGGUGCAGCUCAGUCCUGAUGAUGUGGAACUGCUUGCCAAGCUCGAGGAGCAGAACAGGCUGUUGGAGACAGACAGCAAGUCACUGCGCUCCAUGAAUGGCUCCAGGCGGAACAGUGGCUCCUCCCUGGUGUCCAGCUCCUCUGCCUCCUCCAACCUCUCCCACCUGGAGGAGGACUCGUGGAUUCUCUGGGGAAGAAUUGUCAAUGAGUGGGAGGAGGUGCGCAAGAAGAAGGAGAAGCAGCUCAAGGAUCUUGUCAGAAAAGGGAUUCCUCACCACUUUCGGGCAAUAGUGUGGCAGCUGUUGUGCAAUGCCCAAAAUAUGCCCAUCAAGGAUCAGUACUCAGAACUCCUGAAGAUGACAUCCCCAUGUGAGAAGCUGAUUCGCAGAGACAUCGCCCGCACUUAUCCUGAACACGAAUUCUUCAAGGAGAAGGACAGCUUGGGCCAGGAAGUGCUCUUCAAUGUCAUGAAGGCAUAUUCUCUGGUGGACCGUGAGGUCGGUUAUUGUCAAGGGAGCGCAUUCAUUGUUGGACUGCUACUUAUGCAGAUGCCAGAGGAAGAGGCUUUCUGUGUGUUUGUGAAGUUGAUGCAAGACUACAGAUUACGAGAGCUCUUCAAACCCAGUAUGGCUGAGCUGGGACUCUGCAUGUACCAAUUUGAGUGCAUGAUCCAGGAGCAACUCCCAGAGCUGCAUAUGCAUUUCCAGGCUCAGAGCUUUCACACCUCCAUGUAUGCCUCUUCUUGGUUCCUCACCAUCUUCCUCACCUCCUUCCCUCUGCCUGUUGCCACAAGAAUCUUUGAUAUCUUCAUGUGUGAGGGUCUGGAGAUAGUUUUCCGUGUGGGACUGGCCAUCCUUCAGAUGAACCAGACUGAACUCAUCCAGCUGGACAUGGAGGGAAUGUUACAGCACUUUCAGAAAGUCAUCCCACACCAGUUUGACAGCGGACCAGAUAAAGUCAUCCAGGCUGCUUAUCAAGUCAAGUACAAUGCCAAGAAGAUGAAAAAGUUAGAGAAAGAAUACACUACAAUCAAAACUAAAGAGAUGGAGGAGCAGGUGGAGAUUAAGAGGCUGCGGACAGAGAACAGGCUCCUGAAGCAGAGGAUAGACACACUAGAGAAAGAAAGUGCUUCCUUGGCAGAUAGAUUGAUCCAGGGACAAGUGACUCGAGCUCAGGAGGCAGAGGAAAACUACCUGGUCAAGCGGGAGCUGGCCACAGUCAAACAGCAGAGCGAGGAGGCCAGUGCUCAGCUGGAGCAGGCCAAGAAAACCAUCAGGCAGCUCCAGCAGCAGCAGCAGCCACAAGCGAAGGGAACCCCUAGGUACUCUGAGGAGUCUGUCCUGCAGCUGGAGAGAGAGCUUGUUCAGGCCCGACUGAAGGAGGCAGAGUCCCAGUGUGCACUCAAGGAGAUGCAAGACAAGAUCCUUGAUAUGGAAAAGAGGAACACGUCGCUACCAGAUGAGACCAAUGUGGCACGACUACAAGAGGAGCUGAUUGGGGUGAAGCUAAGGGAAGCAGAAGCUCUGACUGGCCUGAAAGAGCUGAGACAGCAGGUCAGAGACCUGGAGGAGCACUGGCAGCGUCACUUGGCACGCACAGCUGGUCGCUGGAAGGAUAGCCCCAAGAAGAAUACCUUGAGUGAGCUACAGGACGAGCUGAUGAGUGUGAGGCUGCGUGAGGCCGAGGCCCAGGCAGAGGUCCGAGAAACACGGCAGCGGAUUCUGGAGCUGGAGACACAGAAUCAGAUUCACAGCAACCAGCUGAGACGGGCGGAGCAGGAGAGUCGCUGUCUCCAGGAGCGCGUCCAAACACUGACAGUGCAAAAUAAAGAUCUGCAUGUACAACUGCAAGAGAUCAAGCGGAGACAGGCGGAGAUGGAAUGCAAGAGUAAGGAAGAAGUGAUGGCAGUGAGGCUGAGAGAAGCUGACAACAUUGCUGCUAUGGCUGAACUCCAGCAACAGAUCUCAGAGCUUGAGAUUGAGAAAGAAGAAGGAAAGGUCCAAGGCCAGCUGAACCACACAGAUGCGAGCCAGUACAUCCGCGACCUCAAAGACCAGAUAGCAGAGCUUCAACAUGAGAUUUGCUGCUUAAAAGGGCAGAGGGGCUUGGCCAAUCAGCCCACUUUUGAUGGGAUUCACAUCGUCAAUCACUAUGUGGAGGAUGAUGAGUCUUACCAGUCUUCAGAUGAAGAUGGAGUCAAAGACCCCACCCACAAGGAAACCCAUCGGAGGAGCAGCGGCCGUAUCAGACUGCGCCCCAACCUCGGAGACACCGAUAGCGAGGAGGAGGACGGGGAGGCCCUGCGACUCUCUGUACCUCAGAGUGGCAGCCACAAGUCCACCACUGUGUGACAAGUGUCCGCUGGCUGCUAAAGUCGGUACACAGGCUGUUAGCACUCAAUGAGGAAGAGAGGAUGUCUCCAGCAGCCAUUUCAGAGAAGAAGUCUGGAUCUGCAGUUCUGAAUUUCAGAAAGGAAAUGCAUCAUCAUUUCAUAUCAUGAGAAUCACACUUAUGGAUUUAGUUUUUCAUUGUUUACCUCCAUUUUGUAGUUUUCUUGUUAUCUUCUUGAAAGCAGCAAACACCUGACAGCUGGCAGAUCAUUAGUCUGGACCUCAGCAGAUAAUUAAAUAAUGUGGAACGUUUCAAACUACUUGGCCACAGAGACCAGAGGAGGAGGAGGAGGAGGAGGAGG
Xiphias gladius (swordfish) is the source of this 3210-nucleotide messenger RNA. It is a transcript of the gene evi5b, whose product is annotated as ecotropic viral integration site 5b. The record is from RefSeq and is a predicted model, not a curated record. Bases 425 to 2869 code for a protein of 814 amino acids. NCBI's taxonomy places the organism in Eukaryota, Metazoa, Chordata, Actinopteri, Istiophoriformes, Xiphiidae. The transcript is spliced from 20 exons.